This is a messenger RNA of Schizophyllum commune H4-8, 554 nucleotides long. RefSeq names its product Thioesterase/thiol ester dehydrase-isomerase. The transcript has 3 exons. Gene Ontology annotation, molecular function: fatty acyl-CoA hydrolase activity. Bases 15 to 467 code for a protein of 150 amino acids. Lineage: Eukaryota; Fungi; Basidiomycota; Agaricomycetes; Agaricales; Schizophyllaceae. The record is from RefSeq and is a predicted model, not a curated record. Gene Ontology annotation, cellular component: mitochondrion.
CUUGCUUCUUCACAAUGGCCACAGAAGAUCUCAGGACGCGGCGAAGAGCGGACUACCCUUUCUUCCUGGAAUACCGGACACGAUGGAGCGACAACGACCAGUAUGCCCAUAUGAACAAUUCGAUAUACUACCACCUCUUCGACUCCAUCAUAAAUGCCUUUCUCUCUGAGCGCUGUGGCAUCGAACCGUCCUCAUCUCCCCUCAUCGGUUUAGUCGUGAAGUCGCAAUGCCAGUUCUUUCGCCCAGUAUCUUUCCCACAGGUGCUAGACUUGGGUAUGCAGGUCAAGCAAUUAGGACGUAGCUCAGUCGAGUACGAGGUGGGCGUCUUCGAGCAGGGAAAGGACGAGCCAGCCGCAGUUGGAGGCUACACGCACGUGUUUGUCGACAGCAAGUCGCGAAAUAGUGCAGCGCUGUCGGCCGAGCUGCGAGGAGGGCUGGAAUCUGUGCGGCCGAAGUCGAAGCUUUGAUCGAGUUCCCCUUCCCCCUUGCAAAGAGACUAUCUGCAUUCAGUAACCCGACGUACAAGGAUGCCCUGCGAUCCAAUCGUUGCCCGA